UCCGCGUGGACUAAGGUGACACAGCCGCCUCCGUGUUUACUCGGUGGGAAGGAAAUAGGCAGCGCGCGGACAGUUGUCAUUAUAAAAGCUGCGCGUCUGAGAUUCUACUCACUGAUAGCGGAUGCCGCCCGAGUAGGAGCGCAGCCGGAGGUUGAAGCGACUGAUCUGCACGUUAAGGAUGGAGAGUGAAGGUGACGGCGCCCUCCGGUCUCGCUGCCCAGCCUCCCCUAAGACGCCCGCCUCGAGUGACGCAGCCCGGGGGAACGGGGGUUGUGGUCCAGGGGAGACCUGGACAGACAACACAGACAAUCACGUUACUGCCAAUGGAAAAACUGACGUGGAACGUGUGAUCAGCAAAAAGCUACAACUGAAAAGAAAAGCAGAGUUCCUGAAGGGCGACCUAAUGCGUCAGCUUGACGGUCAGGUCAAUGACUUCAUGGACAGCCUUAUUGAGGAGUCGGCCAGCCUAGAGCCUGCACAUGUAGCUGCUGUCCUCUCACCUUCAAUGUCAGACAAGGAGAAAAGUAAACUCAGGCAUCUUCAGCCUCCUCAUGGUCAAGGGAAGGUUUUUGUCAGUCGCAGGUCUCUCUUGGAUGACCUUUUUGAGGUGAAUCACUUCAGGACAAUCUACCACAUGUUCAUUGCGUUGCUCAUUAUUUUUAUCCUCAGCACAUUUGUGGUAGAUUUCAUUGAUGAAGGCAGGUUGGUGCUGGACUUCGACCUGCUGGUAUUUGCGUUUGGACAGUUCCCCCUGGUGGUGUGCACAUGGAUGUGCAUGUUUCUGUCUGUGUUGCUGAUUCCUUACACCUUGUUCCACCUGUGGUCACAUACCCUGUCUGUAUCGUGCAGUCACCCCAAAGUUUGCAAUUUGCUGUUUGGCUCUGCUUUUGUGAUCUACCUAACUCUGGGUCUGGGAUUCCUGCCUCCAUAUGUGGCUGUGACCAACAGUUUGCCCCCUGCAUCUUGCUUCAUUGUCAUAAUGGAACAGGUGCGUCUAAUGAUGAAAGCUUACUCCUUUGUCAGAGAGAAUGUACCGAGGGUUUUGGCCUGGUCUAAAGACAAAACAAGUUCUGGCCCUGUGGUCCCUCAGGUUUCUCAAUAUCUCUACUUCCUGUUUGCUCCCACACUAAUCUACAGAGACAACUAUCCAAGGAACCCAGUGAUCCGGUGGGGGUAUGUGGCUACAAAUUUGCUUCAGGUACUGGGCUGUCUGUUCUACGCCUAUUACGUGUUUGUGCGUCUGUGCAUCCCUCAGUUCCACAGUAUCAGUGGGCAGCUCUUUGACCUGAAGGCCAUGGUGCUUUGUGUCUUUAACUCAAUGCUACCAGGAGUGUUGGUUCUCCUCCUGGGAUUCUUUACCCUCCUCCACUGUUGGCUCAAUGCAUUCGCUGAGAUGCUUCGCUUUGCUGAUAGGAUGUUUUACAAGGAUUGGUGGAAUUCAACAUCUUUUGCCAAUUACUACCGUACUUGGAAUGUGGUGGUCCAUGACUGGCUGUACUACUAUGUGUACCGGGACUUUCUGUGGAUGACUGGGAAACGCUUCAAACCCGGUGCCAUGCUGUUUGUAUUUACGGUGUCUGCAGUGGUUCAUGAAUACAUUCUAGCAGUUGGCUUUGGCUUCUUCUAUCCAGUGCUUUUCUGCCUCUUCAUGUGCUUUGGAAUGAUGUUCAACUUCAUUCUGCAUGACCGAAGGAAAGGCCCCAUCUGGAACAUUAUUAUGUGGGCAUCCCUCUUCCUGGGGCAGGGGGUCCUCAUCUGUUUGUACUCACAAGAGUGGUAUGCCCAGCGCUACUGCCCACUGAAGGAGCCUACAUUUCUAGACCUACUGAAGCCUCGGUCCUGGAGCUGUCAGACGUUUGAUGGUGGACUGAUGGAACCUACGCACUGACCGCUGACAAGGACCACUACUGAUCAGUAUACUGUAAAUGCAGCCAACCGUUCUGUUACCUUGUUUUUUUUUUGUUUGUUUUAGUUUUUUUCUUUAGCUGAACGAAGGUUAUGAAUGAUUCUGUCAAUCAAUGUUAGUAAUAAGAAAAAUGUUUAAGACACAAUAAUUGUUUUCAAAGGCAUCCCCACUACAAUACAACAGGAUCAAAUGAGACCAGUUUAUUUUUAUGUACUAUUUAUUUUUCAAAUACCCAAUUAGGUUGCUUCAAACUACUGUGAAACCAAAAUGCUGAAUACAAACCUUAAACAAUACAGAUUAAUCAUCUUUAGAUGUGAAGGAAAGUUAGUAAGUGGUGGUUAAUUACAAUGUUGUUUCCAGCUGCUACUCUGUCAUAAAUGCUUUAAAAAAGUUUUACUGCUGAGUAUUUUGAAAAAUGCCAACUUUAUUCCUUUUUUUUUUUUUUGACAUGAUCCAUCAAAGCAUUCGUUGACUUUUGAUCUGUAAGGAGUUAAUGAUCAGUACCGCCAAUGCAAAGGAAAAAAGACAAGGCAUUUAAAAUAGUAGUGAAAACUUUUUCAUAUUAUUGUCACAGAGCUUUAAAACCUGAACUCCUUUAACAAUAUGAAGUCAAUAAUUCUAUAUAGAGUAAACAUAUUCUGUGACUGAUGAAUGUAUUACUGAAAAUCUAACUGAACUGGUUUCAAUGUGCACCUUAUAACAGUGACAAUUUAUUGUAAAUCUCAGUCAAGAAUUAUGUUUGUGUCGAGCCAAUUUUUAGUUGUUUACAAUGAUUUCAGCUGCACAGUGAAAUCACUACAUAACACAUUAUUGUACGACUGUUGUAGCUAGCUUAAUCUCAAACACAAUCUGUUUGAUACAGUAAUAAUUUAUGAUAAAGGGCUACACUUAAUACAUCACACCUAGUGCACUGGGUGACAGUGUUGUGAUUUAAUCAUAAAACUACACAUUGUAUUGCCAGCAAUAUUUGUGCCAAACUAAUGUUUACUGUAUUUGAUUAUUCAUUCAGUUCUUGUGAUGUAAUGUUUUGACAAUUGUAUUAUCUAGAGGUGUUUGUUUAAUCAAUCUUUGCACUGUUGAAGUUGCCAAUUUGUACAUGUUUGACUGCAGGGAGAUUGUCUUUACACUUGAAACUAACAAGAUGCACAAUAGGAAGUAAAAACCAGCAGUGAACUUAUAAACGUAACCACCGGGUGACGCUCUACUAAAA
This is a messenger RNA of Betta splendens (Siamese fighting fish), 3116 nucleotides long. RefSeq names its product sterol O-acyltransferase 1-like. The transcript is spliced from 16 exons. NCBI's taxonomy places the organism in Eukaryota, Metazoa, Chordata, Actinopteri, Anabantiformes, Osphronemidae. Gene Ontology annotation, biological process: cholesterol efflux; cholesterol metabolic process. Gene Ontology annotation, cellular component: endoplasmic reticulum membrane. Gene Ontology annotation, molecular function: cholesterol binding; fatty-acyl-CoA binding; cholesterol O-acyltransferase activity. The record is from RefSeq and is a predicted model, not a curated record. The coding region runs from base 179 to 1888 and encodes 569 amino acids.